Rhipicephalus sanguineus (brown dog tick) is the source of this 1240-nucleotide messenger RNA. RefSeq names its product chondroadherin-like protein. Lineage: Eukaryota; Metazoa; Arthropoda; Arachnida; Ixodida; Ixodidae. Bases 19 to 1038 code for a protein of 339 amino acids. The record is from RefSeq and is a predicted model, not a curated record. The transcript has 4 exons. Gene Ontology annotation, cellular component: plasma membrane.
GAGUAUGCGGCGCAGCGAAUGAACCGCAGCUUCGGAGACCGCAACCGCUCCCGCGACACCAUGUACCGCGGCCACGCUGGCGCACGCGCAGCGCUCCUGCUCGCUCUGAGCGCACUGGCGCCCUCGCUGUGCCUCGCUGACGAAGCCAUUUGCAAGGACACGAGCGGGAAGUACGAGACGUCGUACACGUGCGAAGGCUUCGAGGAUCCAGGCGACUUCGAGCGCCGUCUUGACCGUAGCGUCGUCCCUCGCUCGUCACGUGGACUAAGCUUCAUCCUUCGCGACUCGCGGCCGCGCGAUUUCCCCGUCGGCUGGCUGGAGGGCAUCAACGCCACUCUGCUCGAGUUCCAGAACGUAACUCUCACAUCGCCCGAAUCGUACGACGCAGUACUGUCCGGGCUCGCAGGAGACGCGCCGCCGUCCUCAGUGGAGCGUCUGGUCUUCAGUUACGACAGCACGCUUCCGGCCAGCUGGGAGCUCCUUCGCAAGCUGCCCCGUCUCAAGACCCUCGGGCUGGUCAAGAUGAGUGGCCUGAGGCUUGGCCGAGACUUCGGCCUUCUACCGCGCACUGUGCGGGGUGUCAGCGUGCUCCACUCGAGCAUAGAAACCGUCGAGGACGGUUGGCUCGCAGAGCUGCCAGACCUUGAGUACGUCGUCAUCCGGGAUUCGAAGCUCCCUCACUUCUCCCGGAGCAUGCUGCCCAUACCAGCACUAAAACUGCGAAGCAUCGACCUCGACUACAAUGACUUGAGCGCCAUCCCGGCGGGCUUCGGCGACGGCUUUCCCGCUCUGGCGUUCCUGGACUUGGAGGGAAACAAGGUCACCACCAUCGAGGAGCGUGAACUCGCCGGUGUGCUGAACGACACCAGCACCGUGGUACUACUGGGAAACAACUGGCUCCACUGCGACUGCAAGCUGGCCCACCUCGGGCGCCACUCGGACCGCCGGCUGCGCGCUCGGUGCCACACUCCGGAGAAAUUGCGAGGACGCAGCGUGCAGAGCCUCACCGACGUCGAACUUAACUGCCCAAGGCGCUAGACGAGUUUCACUCGAUGCGUCUGCCUUGCCUUUCACGCUUAUUUUGUACUAUAUUUAAAGUAACUAAGUCCCGUCUAUGCUAUCUCCAGUAUCUGCUCCACAUAUUUCAAGAGAAACAGACGCAUCAUCAAGGCCGAGAGCGCACCUGGACUCCAGCAACCAGAAGACUCACCAAGAAAUAAAGCCUCUCUAUGCUCAACCA